This is a messenger RNA of Cephus cinctus (wheat stem sawfly), 1409 nucleotides long. RefSeq lists its product as uncharacterized. The annotation marks the transcript as partial. NCBI's taxonomy places the organism in Eukaryota, Metazoa, Arthropoda, Insecta, Hymenoptera, Cephidae. The record is from RefSeq and is a predicted model, not a curated record. The transcript is spliced from 3 exons.
GUCUCUCUCAGUCUCUCUGUCUCUCUCAGUCUCUCUCAGUCUCUCUCAGUUUCUCUCAGUUUCUCUCAGUCUCUCUCUCUCUCUCUCUUUGCGAGUGACAGACGUGCUUGAGGAUCGCUCCGCCUAAUACUUAAUUAUUGAGUGGAAUAAGUCUGUGAAAUUGUGUGAAAGAUGGUGCAAUGUGAUCCAUGUUAAGUGGUGAACAUUUUUAUCUAUCGAAUGGCUAGAUAGCUAUCGGGUAAGCGAUAAUAGCAGCAUUUUCUCCUUCGUCAAAAUUUUCACAUAGCGAAUGUACGUGGGUGGCCAUUAUUGCUGCCACGGUGACAAGUUUAGCAAUCCGCGGAGUCAUCAAUAAUAUACGUCGAAAGUGAUAUAGUUAUGGUCGGUAAGCGUCGGUAAUUUACCAGCUAUACCGGGCAAGAUGGAUAGCACGGGCGAAUACGAUAAGUAUCGGUGCUCUACUUGCAAAAAGCCAAUCAAGAGCCAAGUAGUGCGAUGUAAGACUUGUGUGAAACUGUUUUACCACCCUGGAUGUGUGAAUAAACAUAAGGUACUUGACAGGAAUCAUGAGUUGGUAGCAUGCAGUGGUCCCUUUGAAAAAUUCAAUGCUGAAGAAGAAAAUCAGAAGACAUCCGUGCCGGCAGCAGGUAGUAGCAGAGAUCGAGUGUCAUCAGUGGGGUCAAUUGGGGGAAGCAGAGGUAUGAGUUCCUCAGCAACGGUUGACAUGAAAAUUGACUGGCUGAUAAAAACAGUGAAAGCAGUCAAGGAUGAAAUCACCUGCAAGAAUGAAGUUAAGAAGAUGAUAAAGGAAGUAGUCGGUGCAGAAAUGGAAGGUUUGAAGCAGCAGAUAGAGGAAUUAAAAAGAAUGAUACAUGGAGAAGGUAUGAAUGCCGGAAAGGCAACAUACAGCGAAGCAGUAAAAGAAAAAAAAAAAGAAAUGGUGAUUAUUGUCAAACCCAAACUCCAGCAAGAGAGCGAAGCUACUAAAAGAGCAAUAAAAGAGAAGGUAGAUAUAAAAAAUAUGGCAAUGGGAAUAACGAAACUGAAGAAAGGCAGUAAAGGAACUGUGAUUUUGGGAUGUGAAUCGGGAGGAGAAAUUGAAGUACUGAAGGCUGAAGCUGAAGUUAAAAAUAAAAUGGGUGAGGGCUUCAAAGUUACGGAGUCAACACAGAUGAAGCCGAAGAUAAAGAUAGUAAAUAUAGAGGAAGAGGAACUAAACCUAACAGAUGAAGAACUAGUUGACACAAUUAAGACGCAAAAUGGAAUAGAGGAAACAGAAGGAAGAGAGUGGAAAAUAGUGAAAAGGCUAACCAAAGGAAGACAACAGGAACGUAAUAGAAGAGGACCCAUCGAAGGCUCAAUUAUUCUGGAAGUGGACGAAGCAACACACGAGGAGUUACUGAGCAAAG